CCGCUGCGGUGGGCAUCGUCCUUCUCCCAGGCGGGCCCAACGCAGAGCGAGCCCAGCGAGGGACAGGUCUUCCUCAGCGAGAGCUGCGUGAAGAGGCUGCUGGAGAUCACAGAAGGGUCAGAGUUUCUCAGGCUGCAGGUGGAAGGAGGUGGCUGCUCUGGAUUCCAGUACAAGUUUUCCUUGGACACAGUCAUCAAUCCUGAUGACAGGGUAUUUGAGCAAGGUGGUGCCCGUGUGGUCGUGGAUGUGGACAGCCUGACUUUUGUGAAAGGUUCCAUGGUGGACUUCAGCCAGGAGUUGAUUCGCAGCUCCUUCCAGGUGGUGAGCAACCCCCAGGCGGAGAAGGGUUGUUCAUGUGGAACUUCCUUCUCUGUCAAAUUCUGA
Messenger RNA from Merops nubicus (carmine bee-eater), 384 nucleotides. It is a transcript of the gene ISCA2, whose product is annotated as iron-sulfur cluster assembly 2. Gene Ontology annotation, molecular function: iron ion binding; 2 iron, 2 sulfur cluster binding; 4 iron, 4 sulfur cluster binding. The record is from RefSeq and is a predicted model, not a curated record. The transcript is spliced from 3 exons. Lineage: Eukaryota; Metazoa; Chordata; Aves; Coraciiformes; Meropidae. Gene Ontology annotation, cellular component: mitochondrion. Gene Ontology annotation, biological process: iron-sulfur cluster assembly. The annotation marks the transcript as partial.